GACAGAGUCACCUUUGAGCCGCCGCUGCCCGCGGGGCCAUGACGGGCGGCGGGUGCCGGCGCUUUCUCCCCGCGCUCCUCCUCCUCCUCUUCCUCCCAGCGCUGUGCGUGGGGUUCAACGUGGACGUGAGGCACCCGCGGCUCUUCCACGGCCCGGCCGAGGGACAGUUCGGCUACAAAGUGCUGCUGAGGGCGAGCGACGGGGAGAGGUGGCUGCUCGUGGGCGCCCCGUGGGACAGCGACGGCCGCGGCGACAUCUACAAGUGCCCCGUGGGACCCCCCAAUGCCACGUGUGCCAAAGCCAACCUCGGCUCCGCAGCCCCGUGGCUCCUCCCCGAGCACAGCGGCCGCCUCGGGAUGACGCUGCUGGAGUCGGCGGCCGGCGGCGCGGUGGCCUGUGCCCCGCUGUGGUCCCAGACCUGCGGCACGUCCGUGUUCAGCACCGGCCUCUGCGCUCGGCUGGACGCGGAGCUGCGGCCGCUGGAGACGAUCGCGCCCGCGGCACAGCGAUGCUCCACCUACAUGGACAUCGUCAUCGUCCUCGACGGCUCCAACAGCAUCUACCCCUGGGCUGAGGUGCAGAACUUCCUCAGCAACAUCCUCGGCCGGUUCUUCAUCGGGCCCGGACAGAUCCAGGUGGGGGUGCUGCAGUACGGGGAGCACGCGGUGCACGAGUGGGUGCUGGGCCGGUACCACACGGCACAGGAGGUGAUGGAGGCGGCCAAGAACAUCAGCCGGCAGGAGGGAAGGGAGACGAGGACGGCCAUGGCCAUCCACACGGCCUGCACCGAGGCUUUCAGCCCCGAGCUCGGCGGCCGCGCCGGCGCCACCCGGCUGCUGCUCGUGGUGACCGACGGCGAAUCCCACGACGGGGAGGAGCUGCCCCGGGCCCUGGCCGAGUGCGAGAGGCGCAACAUCACCCGCUACGCCAUCGCGGUGCUGGGUCACUACCUGCGGCGGCGCCGGGACCCGCAGGACUUCAUCCGGGAGAUCAAAUCCAUCGCCAGCCGCCCCCACCACAAGUAUUUCUUCAACGUGAGCGACGAGGCGGCGCUCAACGACAUCGUGGACGCUCUGGGAGACAGGAUCUUCAGCCUGGAAGGGACACACGGCUACAACGAGAGUUCCUUCGAGCUGGAGAUGGCCCAGAUCGGCUUCUCUGUCCAUGUGCUGGAGGACGGGCUCCUGUUCGGGACCGUGGGAGCGUACGGCUGGGACGGGGCGGUGCUGGAGGAGAGCGGCCGCGGGCGCAUCGUCCCGUCCCGGGCGGCUCUCCAGGGCCAGUUCCCGCUGCAGCUCAAGAACCACGCGGCCUAUCUGGGCUACGCCGUGUCCUCGCUGCGGCUGCCGGACGGGCAGCGGCUCUUGGUGGCCGGAGCCCCUCGCUUCCAGCACAAGGGAAAAGUCAUCCUGUUCCAGCUGGACGCCGAGGGGAGCGUGACAGUGGCCCAAGCGCUGCUGGGGGAGCAGAUCGGCUCCUACUUCGGCAGCGAGGUUUGUGCUCUGGACGUGGACGGGGAUGGCGACACCGAGGUGCUGCUGGUGGCAGCUCCCAUGUUCCUGGGUGCCCAGAGCAAGGAGACAGGCAGGGUGUACCUCUACAGAGUGGGGCAGAGGCUCCUGGUCCCCUCUGGCACCCUCCACACCGACACGAAGCCGCAGGACUCGCGCUUUGGCUACGCCAUGGCUGCUGUGCCGGAUCUCAACCACGACGGCUUCAGCGAUGUGGUGGUGGGGGCUCCGCUGGAGGACGGGCACCGAGGGGCCGUCUACAUCUACCACGGGGCCCCUGGCACCCUCCUGCCCCACUGCAAGCAGCGCAUCGCGGCGGCGGCGCUGGGACCCUCCCUCCGCUACUUGGGGCGCAGCGUGGCCGGGCAGCGGGUCCCGGACGGGGCGGGACUGGUGGAGCUGGCGCUGGGCGCUCAGGGGGCGGCCGUGCUGCUGCGGUCCCGGCGGAUCGUGCAGCUGGAGGCGUCGCUGCGGGUGGAGCCGCCGAGCAUCAGCGCGGUGCUGAGCAACUGCCGGCGCGGCGGCGGCGCGGCCGUGUGUCUGCGGGCUCGGCUCUGCCUGCGCGCCCGGCCCCGCGGCCCCGGCCCCGGCCAGCGGCAGCUCGAGCUCCGGUACAACGUGUCCCUGGAGCAGAAGCCGCCGGGUUCUCGAGCCGCUCUGGACGCGGGCGGCCGGCGGCUGCUGCAGCAGCGCCUCGAGCUGUCGCUGGGCCGCCAGAGCUGCCUCCACUUCCCCUUCCACGUGCUGGACACCACGGAGUACCUGCGGCCGCUCAGCCUGGCCGUGCGCUGGGCGCUGCCUGAGCCCACUGGGCUGGUGCUGGAUGAGGCGUCUCCCACCUCCAUCAGGAAGCUGAUCCCUUUCUUCAAGGACUGUGGGGAGGAUGAUGAGUGUGUCACAGACCUGGUGCUCAAAGCCACCAUGGACGUGGUGGGCUCCAGGCAGAGCCCCCACGUGCUGCGCAGGGGCCGGAGGAAGGUGCUGGUGGCCGUGGAGCUGGAGAACAAGAAGGAGAACGCCUACAACAGCAGCCUGCUGCUGCACUUCUCCAGCAACCUGCACUUCUCCAGCCUCACGCUCCAGGACAGCAGCCCAGUCAAACUGGAGUGCUCAGCCCUGCCAGGUCACCGCCGCCUCUGCAGCGUUGGUUACCCCGUCUUUCACUCACUGGCCAAGGUCUCCUUCACCCUGGAGCUGGAGUUCAGCUGCUCCAUCCUCCUCGACAGAGCUGAGGUUGCCCUGGAGGCCACCAGUGACAGCACUGAGGAGACACCAGAGGACAACAGGGUUCAGCUUCUCGCCCCCAUCCGCUACGAGCCCGAGCUCUUCCUCUCCAGCGACACCAACCUGCACCGUUACGAGAUUCAGCCGCUCAGCACCUUCCCCCACGGCCCCGGCCCCGAGUUCAGGAGCACGGUGAAGGUGCAGAACUCGGGGUGUUACCCCGUGCAGAACCUCACCCUGCACAUGGCCCUUCCCACGCUGGGCUACGGCCGCGCCGCCUUCCUCUCGCUCACACGCGUCCUGCCCGACAAUGCCUCCUGCACCCUGCAGCCCCCUCCCCAGGCGCCGCGGGUGCUCCCCGUGCACCCCGAGGAUCUGCUGCGCGUGGACAGGCUGGACUGUGGCAACUCCUGGUGCCAGCAGCUGAGCUGCUCCCUGGGGCGGCUGGAGCGUGGCCGCGCCGCGUCGCUGCACGUGCUGCGCAGCAUCCACGACGGCUUCUUCCGCGGGGCGAAAUUCAGGAGUGUGAAGAUCAUCAGCAGGGUCUGGCUGGGGCUCCCGGGGAGCAGCGUCUUGGUGCUGGAGGAGGGGGCACAGAGAAGGGAGCUGGUGCUGGAGAUCAUCCAGGGCAAGCGGGUGCCCAUCUCGCUCUGGAUCCUGGUGGGCAGCAUCCUGGGGGGGCUGCUGCUCCUGGCCCUCAUCAGCUUCUGCCUGUGGAAGUUGGGCUUCUUCACCCGCAAGAAGCUUCCUGAGGAAGAGGAGCAGGAGCAGCAGUGAGGGCAGAGGGGGCCCCUCCAGCCCAGCACCAGCAGGGAGGGGAUUGGGGGGGGUCCCUUCCCCCCCUCCCCCUUAUUUUUGGGGGCAAGCAGGGGCUCAGGGCUCAGCCCCCCCCUCCUGCCUCAGCUCCAUCCCGGCAGAGGCCGAUGGCUCGGGGGGGCUGGAUUGGGCUGGCACG
Colius striatus (speckled mousebird) is the source of this 3690-nucleotide messenger RNA. It is a transcript of the gene ITGA10, whose product is annotated as integrin subunit alpha 10. Gene Ontology annotation, biological process: integrin-mediated signaling pathway; cell-cell adhesion; cell-matrix adhesion. The transcript is spliced from 30 exons. Gene Ontology annotation, molecular function: integrin binding. Gene Ontology annotation, cellular component: integrin complex; external side of plasma membrane. Bases 39 to 3512 code for a protein of 1157 amino acids. Lineage: Eukaryota; Metazoa; Chordata; Aves; Coliiformes; Coliidae. The record is from RefSeq and is a predicted model, not a curated record.